CAAAUUCAAUUCCAUCACUCUUCUCUAAACCCUAACUUUGACAAAAUUCAAUCCAAUUCGAAACUGGGUAUUCUUCAGAAGCUGAUACUUUCAGUGAUUGAGAGCAAUGUCAACCACGGAAUCUCCGACGGCUGCUAAAAAAGUGGUCAUUCAUCUCAGAGCUACUGGUGAUGCCCCUAUACUUAAGCAAGCCAAAUUCAAGAUACUAGGAACAGACAAGUUUGCUAAAGUGAUAGACUUUUUGAGAAGGCAACUUCACCGUGAUACAUUGUUUGUGUAUGUCAAUAGUGCAUUCUCUCCAAACCCGGAUGAAUUGGUGAUGGAUCUGUAUAAUAAUUUUGGUUUUGAUGGUAAACUGGUGGUCAAUUAUGCUUGUUCCAUGGCGUGGGGCUAGUUAUCAACGUGGGUUUGCAGACACAUAACUAUUGAUAAUGACAUCAAGUUUUUCUUCCUACACAAGAACAUGGAACAUGAGUUGCAGAUGGAGACAUGAUAUUUUGGAUUUUGUACAUAUUCUGUUUCUUUCAAUUGGUGGGCAUGUAACUUUACAACAAGUCUAGAUGUAAAGCCAAACACUUGUAUAUGAUGUUAAAGUUCAAAAAGAUUUACCGUUAUUCACAAUUCGAAUCAUAGUAAGUUUGUCUCUGUAA
This is a messenger RNA of Argentina anserina (silverweed cinquefoil), 650 nucleotides long. RefSeq names its product ubiquitin-like protein ATG12. The record is from RefSeq and is a predicted model, not a curated record. NCBI's taxonomy places the organism in Eukaryota, Viridiplantae, Streptophyta, Magnoliopsida, Rosales, Rosaceae. Bases 107 to 394 code for a protein of 95 amino acids. Gene Ontology annotation, biological process: nucleophagy; autophagy of mitochondrion; autophagosome assembly. The transcript has 6 exons. Gene Ontology annotation, cellular component: phagophore assembly site membrane; cytoplasm; Atg12-Atg5-Atg16 complex.